UCAUUCCUAUCAUCUCAUCUCAUAGCUCAAAAGUACUCCUCCCUGCCAGUCACACAAGCGGAUAGUAUGGAACAUGAGCACCAUCAACGACGGAUUGUGCGCCCGGAGGAGAGCAAAUGGACUGAAUACUUUAUAGACACGCCCUCCUUGUCUUGUUCAUGUCAGCAGCUAGAGGAAUCAAUGAAGGAGAAGCGAGAAAAGCUUGUGAAGAAGGUUGGUUGCAUGAUCGAAGGAUAUACAUCAAGCAAGAAUAAUCUGCCAGAAGGAAUGAAGAUGGUGGAUGCCAUAGAGCGCCUCGGCGUCGGUUACCAUUUCCAGGAGGAGAUCAGCAGGUUCAUGGCCGUUCUCAACGCCACACCUGCACCUGCUACGGAGAACGUCGACAUGGCCAUGGCCGCCCUCCGGUUCAGGCUGCUCAGGCAACACCAACACAAUGCUUCAUGUGAUAUUUUUGAGAGUUUCGUCGACAGCAAUGGAGACUUCAAGGAGACCCUGAGACGUGACGUUGAUGCUCUUCUCAACCUGUAUGAGGCAGCCCAUCUUGGCUACUGCGAGGAGGACUUGCUCAAAAGCGCCGUCGUUUUCACCACCGGCUGCCUCACAGCCAUGGCAGGAACCGGCCAACUGCCCCGGCACACCGUCGAGAAGGUAGAUCACGCACUGACCUCGCCGACGAUGAGGAGGAUGAAGAGGCUGGAGGCCAAGCUCUACAUCUCCAUCUAUGAGAACGAUGAGGACAGCAACCAUGACAUACUGGAGCUUGCUAAGCUGGACUUUCACAUCUUGCAGCAGAUGCACCGAGAUGAGGCCAGGAGUUUCUCACUGUGGUACAAGGAGCUUAACGCUGGGAGCACACUGGGUCCAUACAUACGUGUGAGGCCAGUGGAGUGCUACUUCUGGGCGCUUUGUGUGUUCUAUGAACCACGUUAUGCCAACGCACGGAUGAUGUUUGCAAAACUUAUCAAGAUAUUUUCCUUCUUCGAUGAUACAUUUGAUUCCUACGGCACCUUGGAAGAGCUUCACCUGUUUAACCAAGCAGUCCAAAGAUGGGAUGAAGAUGGAGCAAAACAAAUUGGUGGUUGCUUCGGAUAUGUGAUGUCCCUUCUUUCCAAGACACUCGACGAAUUUGUGGCUGAAGGUGCUUCACCGUUGGGUAUUGACUGUACCAAGAAGAGCAUCAAGGAGGUGAGCAGAUGCAUGUUGCAAGAGGUGAUCUGGAGAGAAGAGGGACAAGCGCCGCUGUUACAUGACCAUCUCAAGUUCUCUACAGUUAGCACGUUUUACUGGGCAUUGGCCUGCAUAUCUUUUGUAGAUCCAAUGGAUGCAAACGAUGAUGUCGGCGUUUUUGGUUGGACAAUGUCGUCACCAAAAAUUAUAGAAAACUCAGCGACGAUGGCACGCCUAAUGGAUGACAUUUCGGGGCAUGAGACCGAGAAAGACAGAAGUGGCAUCCCUGAUACAGUAGAAUGCUACAUGAAAGAGCAUGGUGUGAGAGUCCAGGUGGCCAAGAAGGCGCUGUGGUGUCUUGUGGAGGAGCAGUGGAGGAGCAUGAACCAUGAGUUUGUGAGCAACACCGUCAUCCCAGUCGCACUGCUGCAGCGUGUGAUAAACCUUGCAAGGCUCAUGGAAACCACGUACAAGACGGGCCAUGGCUACACAGUCUGCUCUGGAAUUACAGAACCCAUUUCCAACGUCCUGGAUACCUGCGUCUUCCAUUAAUUAUCUACUAUUAAUUAAGACGUACGUAGUACAUGCACGUAUGUAUGUAUGUAUGUAUGUACGGGAGCUUAAUUAAUUUGUUGCAUGUUUCGUGUGUGUGUGUUACAGUAAUUUGUCGUCCAGCACUUAAGCAAUAAUAAUAAGAAAAACCAGAAAAGCUGUGCAGUUGUGGCAGCACAAAAAAAUUGCGUGUUGUCACAUUCAGUAGGAUAAAGAAAAUAUCGCUUCAUCGUUCGCAAUAUAUUUCACGCAAGUCUCUGUAAUAAAUAAUAUAUAUCUCAUGCAAGU
Molecule: messenger RNA, 2007 nt
Organism: Oryza brachyantha (malo sina)
Lineage: Eukaryota; Viridiplantae; Streptophyta; Magnoliopsida; Poales; Poaceae
Product: (-)-germacrene D synthase-like
Exons: 8
Coding region: 67-1719 (550 amino acids)
Biological process (GO): diterpenoid biosynthetic process
Molecular function (GO): terpene synthase activity; magnesium ion binding
Source: RefSeq, a predicted model, not a curated record